Messenger RNA from Aaosphaeria arxii CBS 175.79, 291 nucleotides. RefSeq lists its product as uncharacterized. The transcript is spliced from 2 exons. Lineage: Eukaryota; Fungi; Ascomycota; Dothideomycetes; Pleosporales. The record is from RefSeq and is a predicted model, not a curated record. The coding region runs from base 1 to 291 and encodes 96 amino acids.
AUGUCCCUCUCCUUCAACCCCACAAUGUGUCGCCCAAUCCUCCGACGAAGCGCCUACAAGCGCCUGAGCCUACCCAACGAGAAGCGCCGCAGCACGCUGAAGCAGCGGUACGCGCGACACAAGAGGAGCCGCACGUACAAGCGGACGAGGAGGAUCGCGUUCAAGGUGAAGCGGGGAUUGCUGCGCGCGCUGUACCAGCUGCCGUGCACGUUUGGGAUGAGCAUACCGACGCAGAGCCCGUUUCCGAUAGUUGGCGUCGAGGUGUUGCUUUUCAAUAUAAAAAUUCAAUAA